Molecule: messenger RNA, 2247 nt
Organism: Camellia sinensis
Lineage: Eukaryota; Viridiplantae; Streptophyta; Magnoliopsida; Ericales; Theaceae
Source: RefSeq, a predicted model, not a curated record
GGGGCUAUAGCAAUGUUUUAUUUGCGACGUUUAUAAAAACGUCGCUAUUUUCCAAUUAAAACAACGUUUUUAAAACGCUGUAUUAGAUUUCUUUUAAACAUCAUCUUCGCGUGUUAAUUGGCUAACGCUGUUACCUACAUCCUAAAGCCCUAAAGCUGCGAUUUCUCCACCCCCCAUCUCUCUCUCUCUCUAUCUAUCGAGCUCGAAUUCAUUCUGAGCAAAAUUUAUCUGCGAUUUGCGAUAGUGCUGUAGUACUCAAAUUCAUUCUGAGCAAAAUUGAUUUGCGAUUUGCGACUUCUCUCUAUUUCUCGCUCCGGAUUUGCGAUUUGCUGUUGAUUGUCGAAGAUUUGAAGAUUUGGAGAUUUGAAUCUGAGCGAUUAAAGUUCUCAGUCUACUCUCUCGCUUGAUUUCAAACACGCUCUCUGUCUCGAUUUCGAAAACUCUCUCUCUCUCUCUCUCUCGCUCGAUUUCAGAUCUGGCGAUGAUUUGAAGGCCACCACUUGGAUUCCAGAUUUUGAAGUUUUGUUCUCCAUUUUCAUAUUUGUGCCUCAUUAAGAGAAUUGAGAUAUCUCUGGUAUUGUUUAGACUAAGAUGAUGGCAUGAGGAGUUUGGAUCUGAUCCGGACCUGAAUUGUGAACCCUGUACUGGACACCCUCAACUUAAAUCUUCAGGUAUGAAAUUUUGUGACCUGAAAUUGCUUCCGAAGAUUGCUAUAAAAUGAAAAUUAUAAUGCCCUGAUUGUGGAUACACGCAUACAAUAUGUUAUAAAUCUCCCCAAAAACAAUGUUCAUGCACUUGUUUCUCGAAGCAUUUUUUGUGUUUUUGGCAGCAAAGUUCUGCCAUGGUAGCGGGGGCUAAUGGAGUUCGGUCUCUGAGGGAGACACCAACAUGGGCUGUUGCACUUGUUUCUGCAGUUUUUGUGAUCAUUUCUGUUCUUAAUGAACAUGGGAUUCAUUCUCUUGAAAAGUGGUUUCGGAAGCUCCAGAAGAAGGCCAUGAUUGAGGCUUUGGAGAAGAUUAAAGCCGAGUUGAUGCUUCUAGGAUUCAUCUCCCUACUGAUCACAGUAGGAACAAGCCUUGUGUCUAAGAUAUGUAUUCCUUCCAAAGCUGGAAAAAUCAUGCUCCCUUGUAAGCAGCAGAACUCCAACAAUAAGCUUUCUCACGCUUCAAUAAAGUUGUUUGCCGGAGAUACUGCCAUUCGGCGGCGAGUUCUAGCUCCGGCUAGUGGUGUUAAUGCUGGUCAAGACUACUGCUCUCAAUAUGGGAAAGUGUCGUUGAUAUCUCAGUCAGGGGUGCACCAAUUGCACAUUUUCAUAUUUGUGCUUGCCAUUUUCCAUGUUCUGUAUAGUGUGAUCACCAUGGCUCUAGCACAGGCCAAAAUGAAGAAAUGGAAAGCAUGGGAGCAAGAAACCAAUUCAUUGGAAUAUCAAUUUAAUAAUGACCCUGCAAGGUUUAGGUUCGCUCAUCAGACAUCCUUUGUUAGGCAGCACAGUGGCUUCUCCACAAUGCCCGGGUCUCAGAUGGGUUGUGGCUUUCUUUAGGCAAUUUUUUGCGUCAGUAACAAAAGUGGACUAUCUGACUAUGCGACAUGGAUUCAUUAACCUUGGAAGAAUCGUUCGGACAGGGUAGUUGUGUAGAAUCAUGAUUAUCAGUUUUGACAUUUGGUUGCAAAACUGAAGGAAUAGGGUUGCGAGAUGCUACAUUUUGCUGCGUUUGAUCAGGAAUUGCUUUGACAGAUGCAACCGCUGUAACUCUUUCUGCUGCCGACUGUGAUUCCAAAUCAAGCUGCAAUAUAAAUUGUGAGUCUAGUAAAGACAUUGUCUUGGAACUCCACUUGUUCUCUACAUUAAUGGGAAUGGUAGCUUUCUUGAGCGAAUGGAAGGAACUGGGGUUGAUGUGAUUGGGCCUGGAUUGGACAGUGGAUAUGGCAGAUGGAAGGAAACAUUUGGAAAUGGAAUUAGCAUACAAGGAAAUGUGGAACAUGCUUGUUUAUUUUCUACUCUUCCUGCUUUGACUGAUGGAAUUAAAAGGUUUGUGAUGAGAACUAAAACUUGGGACUGAACUUUUCCUGUCAAUUACUGCCUAUACCCAAUGACUUAGGAAUAACUACUAGAUGUUUGGAUAUUGACUUGCCUACUUGUUUUUUUCUUCUUUUUGUACAUAUGACCAAAUUUGAUGUUUGUAUUGAUUUCACAUGAUUCUGGGAACUUCUUUAAUUAAAUUAUUAAUCAAAUUUGAUUUCACAGUA